Pundamilia nyererei is the source of this 1547-nucleotide messenger RNA. RefSeq lists its product as uncharacterized. The transcript has 5 exons. Lineage: Eukaryota; Metazoa; Chordata; Actinopteri; Cichliformes; Cichlidae. The coding region runs from base 468 to 1547 and encodes 359 amino acids. The record is from RefSeq and is a predicted model, not a curated record.
AAUUAAAGUAUCAACAAAAUUAGCCUUCCUUUUGGCAAGAAACUACUUCAGGAUCCAUGGACUAAUAGCACCCGUAUUCACAGGAAAUUAAUUAUUUAAUGAUUUUCCUGUCACCAGAUAAGUUUUCUCCAUUACUGACCUUUGUUUUAUAUCACCAAUUUUUCAAAAGUUUAAAAGUGAAAUGUUUAAAUCAUUUGCUCCUAGCAUUAUUGUACAUGAAAUACUGCAUACUGUUGUAUUUUAGUAGACUUGAGCUACACAAAGUUAGAAAAUAUGUGAUCCAGCACAGUUUUUACACUAAUAAACUGCUGUUGUAGAUUAGAAUAGCCUGGAGAAUAGCUUGCUGUGAAUUGCGGGUAUAUUUGUUAAAGUUCUAACAGUUUUCCUAUGUUCUGUUGAAUGUUUAAUUGAUUGAGUUGAUUCUUUAAUCUUUUUAUUUAAACAGGACAGAGGGAUCCUUCUCAGACAUGACUGAGGGGAUCUGGGGUGAACGGAGCCAAUGCAGUGGUCACUUUGAAAUCCUGCGCCCAGAUGGCACCGUGAUCCCUGUAAAUUCAGAGGGUCAGAACUGCCUCUAUCAUGCUGUUGUCCAGGCAACCUGGAAAGACCAAGGUGAUAUGAGAAAUGAGGCAGUUAUCCUCAGGAAUGAAAUCAAACAUACUCUUCAACAAAACUUACCGAGAUACUUGGAAGUUUUGAAGCUGCAGAAAGAAUUUGAAGAAACAUGUAUGUCCCCUGGAAGAUAUUACAUCUGUGGAGGAGAAGGAGGGAAAGAAGAAAAACAAAAAAUUAUCGGUGAUUGGAAAAAUGAAUGCAAUAAAGAAGCAUGGGAACAAUAUUCAAUAGUUAGGACAUACGGUCUUGGUAUGGUCGGAAAGCAUGAUGCGUUAAAAGCCAUAACGAAAGAUAUCAAGGGUGGGAAACUCACUUUGUUUGAUGAAAGGAAUGAAGAUGAAGUAAUUUUAGAGGCUGUGGAAGUGGAAGCAGACCAUAUCCCUCCUAAAUGUGUCUUCAAAAAUCUAAAUGGAAAUCCUUUCUACAGAGUGGCAAAGUGGCAGCUUGAUACCAAACAUACCGAAUAUCCUCUACUUUUUCUUUCUAAAGACGUGGAGCAGACCAUUAAGGCCUAUGAGGACAUUAUUAAGUCUGAAAAAAUAGAUGAAAACAAAUCCUUAAAACAAAAAGCCAUUGAAAUUUGCUUUGUGAAAAAUGAGUAUGAGAAGAUGAUCCUUGAAAAAAUGAGGCUGAUUGAAGCUGAUCCCAAUAACCAAAAAAAACUGGAGGAACUUAAAAAUAAAAUGUCUGAAAAGCAGGCUCUUUAUGAUCUGAUUUGUGAAAGUGGAGAUAACGGGGCAUGCAGAAAUGUUCAUGAGUCGCAUCACAAAGGAGGCCUCACUUAUGGCGGCUCUACAUGUGCUCAGGCUAUCAGUGCAAUCCUUCAACGUACCCUUCUUUCUGGUGAUGGAGAAAAACUGAUAAAAUGGUCACUGAUGGCAGCAAAUCCAGAGGUGUCAAAACCCAUCAAAAAGACUGUUAACAGUAAGUGA